This is a messenger RNA of Pogoniulus pusillus (Red-fronted tinkerbird), 4068 nucleotides long. RefSeq names its product splicing factor proline and glutamine rich (gene SFPQ). Gene Ontology annotation, biological process: regulation of DNA-templated transcription; alternative mRNA splicing, via spliceosome. Gene Ontology annotation, molecular function: RNA binding. NCBI's taxonomy places the organism in Eukaryota, Metazoa, Chordata, Aves, Piciformes, Lybiidae. The record is from RefSeq and is a predicted model, not a curated record. The transcript is spliced from 10 exons. Gene Ontology annotation, cellular component: nucleus. The coding region runs from base 111 to 2069 and encodes 652 amino acids.
AAAGGCGGCGGCGAGGCCGACCAGCUCGCCGCCAUUUUAAGCAGUGGGCUCUGAGGAGCAGCACUCGCGGCCGGAGCAGCUCUUUUCUUCCUCUACCCUCCGCCACCACCAUGUCGCGGGAUCGGUUCCGUAGCCGUGGCGGCGGUGGAGGCGGCUUCCACCGGCGUGGGGGCGGCGGUGGCCGUGGCGGCCCAAACCACGAUUUCCGUUCUCCGCCGCCCGGCAUGGGCAUGGGCCAGAAUCGCGGCCCUAUGGGAGGCGGCCCGCAGGGCCCGGGCGGCCCACCGGGCGGGGGCCCGAAGCCUGAGCCUCCGAAGCCACCUGUGUCAACCUCUGCUCCACCUUCUUCGUCUUCUUCAUCCGCCUCCACCACAGCGGGAACUGCCAGCAGCCAGGCAGGUCCAGGAGCGCCUCCGCCGUCCACACUGCCCGCGGGGCAGCAACAGCAGCAGCAGCAGACGACCCCGGUCUCGACGCCCUCUUCUACUCCAUCCGGCCCCGGAGGGCAGCCGCAGCCUAAACCGAGCCCCAGCCCCACCCCCGCCGGCGGUCCUAAGAAAGGACAAGGACAAUCUCCUGGUGGCGGGCCCAAGGGACCGGGAGGUCCCCAACAGGGACCCGGUGGGCCGCACAAGGGCGGGCCGGGGCACCGCGGCGGGCCGGGGGGCGAGCCACGGGGCCGCGGGCAGCAGCAGCACCAGGGACAGCAGAGCCUCUCCUCGCAGCAAGGCUCGGCCGGUGGCGGCAGCGGCGGCGAGAAGCUCUCGGACGAGGGAUUUAAAGCAAACCUCUCCCUUCUGAGGCGACCCGGGGAGAAGACCUAUACUCAGCGUUGCCGCUUGUUUGUUGGGAAUUUGCCUGCUGAUAUAACAGACGAAGACUUUAAAAGACUGUUCGCCAAAUAUGGGGAGCCAGGAGAGGUUUUUAUCAACAAGGGGAAAGGCUUUGGAUUCAUUAAAUUGGAAUCUAGGGCCCUUGCAGAAAUUGCGAAGGCAGAACUGGACGAUACCCCCAUGAGGGGCAGACAGCUUCGUGUUCGGUUUGCCACACAUGCUGCUGCUCUUUCCGUGCGUAAUCUUUCACCUUAUGUGUCCAACGAGUUAUUGGAGGAGGCCUUUUCUCAGUUCGGUCCAGUGGAAAGAGCUGUUGUGAUUGUAGAUGAUCGAGGUAGAUCAACGGGAAAAGGCAUUGUUGAGUUUGCAUCAAAGCCAGCUGCAAGAAAAGCAUUUGAACGGUGUACUGAAGGAGUGUUUUUGUUGACAACCACUCCUAGGCCAGUUAUUGUGGAACCUUUGGAACAACUGGAUGAUGAAGAUGGUCUUCCAGAAAAACUUGCUCAGAAGAAUCCGAUGUAUCAAAAGGAAAGAGAGACUCCUCCUCGUUUUGCUCAGCCUGGCAGUUUUGAAUUUGAAUAUUCCCAGAGGUGGAAAUCUUUAGAUGAAAUGGAAAAGCAGCAGAGAGAGCAAGUAGCAAAAAACAUGAAAGAUGCCAAGGACAAACUUGAAAGUGAGAUGGAAGAUGCUUAUCAUGAGCAUCAGGCAAACCUCCUGCGUCAAGAUCUCAUGAGGCGUCAGGAAGAGCUCAGACGCAUGGAAGAGCUCCACAAUCAAGAGAUGCAGAAGCGCAAGGAAAUCCAGCUGAGGCAGGAGGAGGAGCGCCGCAGGAGGGAGGAGGAGAUGAUGAUACGCCAGCGGGAGAUGGAAGAACAGAUGAGAAGACAGAGGGAAGAGAAUUAUAGUAGAAUGGGUUACAUGGAUCCAAGGGAGAGAGACAUGAGGAUGGGUGGUGCCACCACAAUGAACAUGGGAGAUCCUUAUGCUUCUGCAGCCCAGAAAUUUCCACCUCUGGGAGGUGGUGGCGGAAUAGGUUAUGAAGCUAAUCCAGGAGUUGGCCAAGCAGCCAUGAGUGGUUCUAUGAUGGGAAGUGACAUGCGUCCUGAACGCUUUGGGCAGGGAGGUGCGGGGCCCGUGGGUGGCCAGGGUCCUAGAGGAAUGGGGCCUGGAACACCAACAGGAUAUGGUAGAGGGAGAGAAGAAUAUGAAGGCCCAAACAAAAAGCCCCGAUUUUAGAUGUGACCUGUAGUUUCAUUCCAGUUUGGUUUUUUGUCUGUCUUGUUUAGACACCAACUUUUUAAUUCUUGCAUUUUAGUAAGAAAGCUACGUUUUUAUGGAUGUUAGAAACUUACUGACCUAAUAUUUGUAAGUGGUCUGUUUGGGCGAGUACAAUUUAAUUAUGUAAUGCAGUGUUUCAAAACAAAUUUAGCUGUUUUUUUGAUGUAUAACGUCCCUAACUUGAUGGCAGUGUACCUUGUGCCACUGAAUUCCCAAAGUGUACCAACUUUUUUUUACUGUGCUUCAAAUAAAUAGAAAACUAAAUGUAGUAACUCUCCUUUGCCAUUCGUGGUUAAACAAAUGAGGCUAAAGUACCACACCUACAGUAAGCCCAGAGUCCUGAAUAGAGGUCAAACCAGACCAGGGUGUGGAACUGGGGUGAAGAGAGAUCUCCUCCCAGAAUGCCUCUAGCCUAAGAUUGGGCCAAACAGUAGCCAAACUUUCCAGUAAGGUGCAGGUUUUUUGAGCAUUAAUUGUGCUGCAAUAAGGAAGUAAAUUAAAACUCUUGCAAGUGCUGUAAGACAAUAACUGAAGCUACGCUGCAAGCAGUGCAGUAUGUAACAUGUCCUCUUUUAGCUCUGGCUAACGGGUGGUGGGAUGGUAGCACGUAACCACCUUGGCAGUUACUGCUUGGUAUCUUUUAAAGACUUAAAGCAGAAGACUAGCAAUGGUUACUUGAAAAAGACAAAACCAUAGAAUGACUUGUACUGGCUGACUUCAGAACUAAAGGAUUGUUAAUGUGAUGUUUAUAUGCUCUUAAGCUCUCUGCGAUUACAGGAUCUGGCCUUGCUCCGUAUUGUACGUGAAAUUGCUUGGCAAAAAGACCAGACGUGUUACUGGAGUGAUUUAAAGUUAACUUGCUUGUGUCCUCAUGCUAAUUGAGUGGACUAAUUUGCCUAGUUCAGAAUACAAUCAUUUGUAUUACGAGGACUGCAGGAACUAUUCUUAAAUCGUGUAGCCAGUGGGCAAAUUAUGUAAACUACAGAAAUUAGCUUGCUUGCAUGAUGGUUAUCGCUCUUUUAUUAUUGAUGUUUGGAGAUAAUGCUUCAAAAGUAGUAUCUGAAUCUGGAGUUUAAUAGUUAAUACUACACAGUGCAAAUAAACUCCCUUUAAGGUUCUUUUGUAGAAGAUUUGCUGAAUUCGUUAGCUUGCUGUUCAUUUCAUUAAGCCCCAGAAGAAUCUCAGAGCAUUCUGGACUCAUUGCUAAGGUAGUUUCUUUGCUUAUUUAUUACACUGUACCAGAUAAGCUGGGAACAUGACUUCCCAGUGUCAGAUACCUUGGUGUUAAUGCAGGAUUCGUCAACCUGCUUGGCACAAAGUAGGUAAAGUUAUUUUGGCUGUACCUUCACACCAUUCCCCAACUACCCAGCAUUCUGUGAGUAGCUUUUUAAUCUUCCAGAGGUCUCUUUUUUUUUCCCAUUUCUUGUGCUAAGUAUUGGCUAAUUCUAAAUUCUAUGCCAAAUUUUUUUUCCUCUGUGGUUAAAACUUCAGUAUCAGAUUUUUGCAGUAUUUGAGAGUGCAGAUGAUUUGAUCCCUCUUGAAGUGUUCACUGGAAGUGCUGUUACUCCUUACAUAAAAAAAAUAGCAUGUUGUGAGAAGCUGCUACCAGGUAACACAGGUGAGAGCAUGAAGUGUGCUAAAGAGCAACUCUGCUCACUUGAACGCUUCUUAUUGUCCCAGUAAGGUUUGGGGGUUGCUAACAUGCUACAGUGAUCGAUUGCUGUUCAGGAAAUUCCUGAUUGGCAGUUCCCAGAGUGUGGACCAAGCAUUUGGGAGUACUUGUAUUGGAUACUUAGUUUGAAAAUGAGCAGUUCCGAUGCAAUUUGCUUGAUUGAAGUAGUGUUAAUUAAUGCAUAUGUUCUCUGGAAGGGUGUUCAUGGGACACCCGCUAAAGGUUGAAGGUGUCUUGAGGUGGGGAAUUCUGAACUUAAACAUUAAAUUAAUUUUUUUCAGUUUA